AUGGCAAGCACCUGGUGGCCGGGUCUGCACCCAUGGGGCCUGGCAGGGUACAAUCCAAAGAGGCGACAUGGUUCCCCUUCCCAUGUGCUCGCCGCCUGUGGGAAGGGCCAAGGAGGUCGGUUGGCUCUUGGGGUGUGGAAUGCCACCUCCCUAGUUGGCAAGGAGAAGCUACUGCGUGAGGUUGAGAAGUUCCAAAGUGAUAUAGUCGAGCUCACCUCUACACGUACAGUAGCUCGAGCUCUGGUUGGACACUCUUCUACUCUGAAGUUUCCCACAGUGAGAGAUGUAGAGAAGAGUGUCGCCAUGUCGCAGAAAAAGAGAUUGGCAAACACCCAGAUGUCAUCACAGAGGAAAAGACUGGCGGGCAUGUCGGGUUCUGUGGGAAAUGAAGAAGAGCUAACAUUCACCCAGCCAAGCACGUUGCCUGAGCUCUCAGGCAAACAGAUUGAGCAAAAGUCGGACGAGGUGGUGCAGUACAUUCUGAUGAAGGAUCAGAAAAAGAUACCUAUUCGACGAGCAGACCUGGUGAAACACGUGAUAAAAGAAUACAGAAAUGGCUACCCUGCGAUUAUGAAGAGAGUUGCACAUACUUUUGAACAGGUUUUUGGGCUUACAUUGGUUAAUAUUGACCCAAAGAAUCAAAUGUACAUCCUCCUCAAAAAACUGGAGGAGGAUGUUGAAUGCCCGACUUUGGGCAAAGCCAACCCGAAGACAGGAGUACUUUUUGUCAUCCUGAGUGUCAUCUUCAUGAAACAGGGAGUGGUCAAAGAAUUGCUGAUAUGGAAUGUGCUGGAGAAACUCUACUUGAACUCCAUGACAGAACAUAAGGAAUUUGGCGACAUCAAGAAGAUGGUCAUCGAUGAGUUUGUACGCCAACGGUACCUGGAAUAUGUGCGUGUGCCUCACACAGACCCACUGGAACACAACUUCCUCUGGGGGCCACGUGCUAAACUGGAAGUCUCCAAGGCAAAAAUCCUCCAAUUUGUGGCAGAGCUUCACGACAGGAACCCUCAAAGUUGGAAGCCACAGUACAAAGAAGCUCAGAACCAGUCUUUGGCUCGUCAGCAAGGUCUGCAGAAACCUGAUAACAAUCCUGAUGACUUGAGUCAGGUGUGUUGGAUGAGGAAGACGUAA
Molecule: messenger RNA, 1134 nt
Organism: Nerophis lumbriciformis (worm pipefish)
Lineage: Eukaryota; Metazoa; Chordata; Actinopteri; Syngnathiformes; Syngnathidae
Source: RefSeq, a predicted model, not a curated record